CGAAGCGCAUUUUGCUGGCAACGCUGAAUUCAUCCAGAGAUUCGGACAGCUGAUUCAUCCAUACAUCGUUCAUAUACCAUAUACUAGUUUAUGCCGACCAGCACAGAGAAUAAUAACACCAAAAAAUGAAUAUCAGUCUUUUGACAAGUUGAAAAUUCUAUCAUUUUCUUUCGGUUACCGUCCUCAUUUUGGAGAUUCGAUCUGGUUAUUUUUCAUUUUCGUCGAGAAUAUGGGCUGCUGCUACAGUUUUUGCAAAGAAGACAGCGGACCUCAGGGUAGUGAAGCAAAUGAGAGAACACAUUUAUUGGUUGAUCCAGUCAGUAACAAUACAAAUAUACCAAGGGUUCACAGUGACGAUUAUGUUAAUCAAUAUGCGAGUUCAGUGCCAAAGAAGACGGACGAACAGAGUGCUCUUAACAGAAUACUGCACGAGACAGCUGCAAACGUGAUUGAUGUUGGAGCUUUGGAUUCCCAUAAUUUGGAACAGCACGAAUACAUGGAUAGAUCGAGAGCUUAUUCUAAAAAAAUUGAGUCUUGCAGUGUCAAAGUACCAGCAGGCAGAUCUUGCCUUCUCAAGGACAUACCUGCUCCAGAAAGAAUUCUUGCUGCUGAACCUCUUGCCCAUGAAGAUCAUGAAUGGAUGAAAAAUAUGAUGAAAACUGCAGUAUCGGCAUUGAGCGAAGUGAAAGUCGAGCACAAGGAGGAUUUAGUUGUACCGUUUCUCUCGUGAUCGUUCAUAAAUCAGCAGCUGGAAAGGCGAAUGGAAAACCCUGUUGCAGAUACAGCCCAUUAACGCGCAUCUUUAUCUACUGCAUUGAAUGGAAAAUCAAUCGGAACCAUUACAACAGAAUAAUGAAUCAGAGGAAAAGAAAAAAAAAUAUUCAUGAUCAAUUUGAAAUUAGAAGACCGAUCAGAAUUCCUCGCUGCCUAAAGUAUCAUUGUGAAUCAUUCACAUUUUUAUCAGUAACCAUGCUCGAAAAAAGGACUGAAACAGAUAACCGAAAGACUUUAGGUUUUUUAAAUAAGCGAAAAAAAUGGCUGAAAUGAUCGUGAAAAGUUGAUUUGAAAAAAAAAGUGAUACAAAUAAUUAUUAACGUAAUCGUAAAAAUAUAAAUAUAUCGAGAUGAUUAUAGCAGACGCUGAAUUAUUCUUGCUUUUUUUUUUCUUAUCAUUUAAUGUGCAUCAGUCAGUGGCGAAUGAAUAAUUUGGUUAUCGUUGAUGUACAAAUGUAUUGUUUUUUUUUAAACAUUUGUUGAUAUUGAUACUAUAAUAACUUGUCCAGUAUAAUUGUUUAUUCAAAGCAUUGGAAAAAGUUUAUACUACCAACAAAGAUGAAUGCAAUCAAUCAACACUUUAA
This is a messenger RNA of Venturia canescens, 1357 nucleotides long. It is a transcript of the gene Lamtor1, whose product is annotated as Late endosomal/lysosomal adaptor, MAPK and MTOR activator 1. Gene Ontology annotation, cellular component: lysosome; Ragulator complex; late endosome membrane. The transcript is spliced from 5 exons. The coding region runs from base 230 to 730 and encodes 166 amino acids. The record is from RefSeq and is a predicted model, not a curated record. Lineage: Eukaryota; Metazoa; Arthropoda; Insecta; Hymenoptera; Ichneumonidae. Gene Ontology annotation, molecular function: guanyl-nucleotide exchange factor activity; molecular adaptor activity. Gene Ontology annotation, biological process: regulation of receptor recycling; positive regulation of TOR signaling; positive regulation of MAPK cascade.